AUGAUGAACCUCAAAACGGCCACCGGUGACUCAAAGUCAAUCCAAUCCGGUCUACGACCGACAGUAGAGGGGGAAAAUAUCGGUACCAAAACCAGUGGACUUACAGAGAUCUGGCACAGAGUAUCAUCUAUUCUCGGUGUUGAGCUUCAGGGUAGCGACCCCGCCCCUGUUGAGCACAAGACCGACCGUCGAUACUUGAAGUUGUUUACUCUCUGGUUUUCCAUGAACUUCAAUCUCAUCUCGAUAUCUACUGGGAUGUCUGGCACCAUCUCCUUUGGCCUCGGAUUUCGAGACGCGGCCCUCGUCAUUGUCUUUUUCGGACUCCUCACAAGUUUCUCCGCUCCAUUCAUGUGUAUCUUCGGAGCCAGGCUUGGCCUACGGCAGAUGAUUCAUGCUCGAUAUGCCUUUGGAAUCUACGGAAGCGCGAUCCCUCUGGUUUUGAACAUGUGUACCCUCGCUGGAUACGGAAUCCUCGGCUCUAUCCUUGGCGGUCAGACCCUAUCAGCCAUCAACAAAGAUGCUCUCUCCAUCGACGGCGGAAUCGUCAUAAUAGCCUUGAUCAACUUGGUUCUCAUCUUCCUCGGCGCAAAGUGGAUCCACCGCUUUGAUCUCUUUGCAUGGAUUCCAACUCUGAUUGCAAUCAUAGUGGCUGUUGGAUGCGGUGGCAAGCACAUGCACAAGCAGGUCGACGCUCCGGGGGCAUCGGUCACGGCCGUCUUCUCGUUUGCAGCAGUUAUUGCAGGAUUCUUCCUUCCGUGGUCGGCGAUCGCAAGUGACUUUACUACGUACUAUGAUGCUCGUUCUAAGAAGAGAGCAAUCUUUGUCCCAUCAUACAUUGGGCUCUCCAUGAGCAGCAUCCCCCUCAUGAUCUUGGGUGCCGCCAUUGGCGGCGCAAUUGCGAACGUGCCCUCCUGGCAAGAUGGAUACGAUCGGGGCAGUGUCGGAGGUGUUCUCGCCGCCAUGCUUGAAUCGACGGGUCGCUUUGGCAAGUUCUUACUCGUGCUUCUUGCUCUGAGCCCUCUUGGAAAUGUAGCUGGAUCUGUUUACGCCCUCUCUCUCAAUUUCCAGGCCCUGCUCUACCUCGCGCGGAUCCGAAUUCCCCGCGUUGUCUACACUUUGAUAAUCACUGCGGUCAUCAUCCCCAUUGCGAUCAAGGUCGCUGCAGAGUUCAUGGACUCUCUCAGCAACUUUCUGGGAAUCAUUGGGUACUGGCCUUCAUCUUUCGUUGCCAUCAUCGUCUUGGAGCAUUUCGUUUUCAGGAAAGGAUUGGUCGCGAACUACAAUGUGGAGGACUGGAACAAUCGCAAGGCUCUCCCGGCUGGUGUUGCAGCACUUGGGGCUGCCUUUUUGAGUUUUGGUUUGGUAAUCCCAUGCAUGGCCCAAGUCUGGUUCGUAGGGCCAAUUGCGCAGCAUACGGGCGACCUUGGCUUCGAGAUUGCCCUGGUUUUCACUGGCAUUCUUUUCAUAUCCUCAGAAGAUUCCCACGGCCUGCUCAAAGCCAUCAACUGGCCCUUUCCAGAUUCCGAUUACCAGACGUAUGAUCACUCGCAACUAGGCCCAACUGUUCCGCCUUUUUGA
Molecule: messenger RNA, 1578 nt
Organism: Fusarium keratoplasticum
Lineage: Eukaryota; Fungi; Ascomycota; Sordariomycetes; Hypocreales; Nectriaceae
Exons: 6
Coding region: 1-1578 (525 amino acids)
Biological process (GO): transmembrane transport
Cellular component (GO): plasma membrane
Molecular function (GO): transmembrane transporter activity
Source: RefSeq, a predicted model, not a curated record